AAGAGGAAGAUGUUCGGCUGGGCGCGAACAAGUUCCCAGAGCGGCAGCCGAUCGGGACGGCGGCUCAAAGCCAGGACGAGGGGAAGGACUACACGGAGCCGCCGCCGGCGCCGCUGUUCGAGACCGGGGAGCUGGUCUCAUGGUCGUUCUACCGCGCCGGCAUCGCCGAGUUCGUGGCCACCUUCCUCUUCCUCUACAUCACCAUCCUCACCGUCGUGGGCGUCAGCAAGUCCCCCUCCAAGUGCUCCACCGUCGGUAUCCAGGGCAUCGCCUGGGCCUUCGGCGGCAUGAUUUUCGCCCUCGUAUAUUGCACCGCCGGCAUCUCAGGCGGGCAUAUAAACCCGGCGGUGACGUUCGGGCUGCUGCUCGCACGGAAGCUGUCGGUGACGCGGGCGGUGUUCUACAUGGUGAUGCAGUGCCUGGGCGCCAUCUGCGGCGCCGGCAUCGUCAAAGGCUUUCAGACGGGCCUCUACCAGAGCGCCGGCGGCGGCGCCAACGCUGUCGCCCCUGGCUACACCAAGGGCGACGGCCUCGGCGCCGAGAUCGUCGGCACCUUCAUCCUCGUCUACACCGUCUUCUCCGCCACCGACGCCAAGCGCAGCGCCAGAGACUCCCACGUCCCUAUUCUUGCUCCUUUGCCCAUUGGGUUUGCUGUCUUCCUAGUUCACUUGGCCACCAUCCCCAUCACUGGCACUGGCAUCAACCCUGCUAGAAGCCUUGGAGCAGCCAUCAUCUACAACAGGGACCAUGCUUGGGAUGACCAUUGGAUUUUCUGGGUGGGGCCCUUCAUUGGAGCUGCUCUUGCUGCCAUGUACCACCAGGUGGUCAUCAGAGCCAUCCCCUUCAAAAGCAGGUCCUGAUCAGAAAUAAAAACUCAGAAGCCCCCCUCUCUCUCUCUCUCUCUCUGGCUUGUUAUCUUCUUCCAUUUCCUCUGGUGUGGUUGUGGUGGUCCUAUGGCUUCUGCCCUUUGUGGUUGUAAUAUGAAUAUCCAUCAAGUGUGUAAAUUAAGCACUGCUUUUUCUCUAAAAAGUUUCCAGGUGCUGCUGCUUCAGUGUUAUGUCCCUUCUUUC
This is a messenger RNA of Ananas comosus (pineapple), 1070 nucleotides long. RefSeq names its product aquaporin PIP1-2-like. The record is from RefSeq and is a predicted model, not a curated record. The annotation marks the transcript as partial. NCBI's taxonomy places the organism in Eukaryota, Viridiplantae, Streptophyta, Magnoliopsida, Poales, Bromeliaceae. The transcript is spliced from 4 exons. Gene Ontology annotation, cellular component: plasmodesma; vacuole; plasma membrane. Gene Ontology annotation, biological process: response to water deprivation; transmembrane transport. Gene Ontology annotation, molecular function: water channel activity.